Messenger RNA from Peronospora matthiolae, 477 nucleotides. The record is from the annotation of a GenBank genome assembly. Lineage: Eukaryota; Oomycota; Peronosporomycetes; Peronosporales; Peronosporaceae.
AUGGUCUCCAAGGGCAUGAUCAAGGAUGCCAAGAUGCCAACAAAAUUGAGCGGAUCAAGCGUGUAUCAGGGUUUUCUAGAAGGAAAAAUGGUUCAACAACUGUUCCCAAGCAAUCCAAACAAGCGCUACUACGAUCCGUUUGAGCUUCUACACAUCGACACUUGUGGUCCGAUGGAAGUUGACUCGCUAGGUGGAAGCAAGUACUUGCUACUGAUCGUCGAUGAAGGCAGCGGAUGUAUAAAGGGUUUCAGUCUGCGCGCCAAGUCCGACAGCGAAGAGUGCAUCAAGAAGUACAUCAUGGCAGUACAGACGCAAUUAACUACAAGGUCAAGUUCGCUCGACACGAUGGUGCACGCGAAUUUGCGGCAAAUUCGCUCAAGGCAUUUUACGAUGAUCAAGGAAUCGAGCAGCAAGUUACCGUUCCAUAUGCGCAUCAGACCAACGGCACGGUGGAACGGGCAAUUCGGACCAUUAUGA